AUGAGAACAACCACUGAGGAAGCAACCACAGUAACCAUGAAAACAACCACUGAAGAACCUACUACAGUCGCCAUGAAAACACUGACAGAAGAACAUACUAUAACAGAACCAACUACAAUAACCAUGAAAACAGCAACAAUGGAACCAACUACACUUGCCAUGAAAACAACUACAACAGAACCACCUACACUUGCCAUGAAAACAACUACAACAGAACCACCUACACUUGCCAUGAAAACAACUACAACAGAACCAACUACAGUUGCCAUGAAAACAACCACUGAAGAACCUACUACAGUUUCCAUGAAAACA
Lottia gigantea (owl limpet) is the source of this 312-nucleotide messenger RNA. RefSeq lists its product as hypothetical. The record is from RefSeq and is a predicted model, not a curated record. The annotation marks the transcript as partial. Lineage: Eukaryota; Metazoa; Mollusca; Gastropoda; Lottiidae. The transcript has a single exon.